Mercurialis annua (annual mercury) is the source of this 1788-nucleotide messenger RNA. Its product is annotated as cytochrome P450 71D11-like. The transcript is spliced from 2 exons. The record is from RefSeq and is a predicted model, not a curated record. NCBI's taxonomy places the organism in Eukaryota, Viridiplantae, Streptophyta, Magnoliopsida, Malpighiales, Euphorbiaceae. Gene Ontology annotation, molecular function: heme binding; iron ion binding; monooxygenase activity. The coding region runs from base 120 to 1616 and encodes 498 amino acids.
UUUAUUGUAAUAUUGUAGGUUUUUCCUAUAAUUUCUAUGGUGUUGACCAGUGUGGUGAGCAGAAUUUGAUAUAUAAAGAGGGUAGGGCAAGGCAGGCAUUAUCUCCAACUAAUUCUAAAAUGUUGUUGCUUAUUUUUAGCCUCUCCUUCUUUGGGUUAGUCCUGAGGGCAAUUUUAAAGAAAUUUAAAGGUACCAAACCUCUAAACUUGCCCCCCGGACCAUGGAAGCUCCCUAUCAUAGGAAAUAUGCACAAUAUAAUGGGCGACCUACCCCAUCAUAAACUUCGCGACUUGGCGAAGAAAUACGGCCCCAUUAUGCAGCUUCGAAUUGGGCAAGUUCCGACAGUUGUGAUCUCCUCAGCGGAGACCGCAACACAAGCCAUGAAGACGCACGACAUCAUAUUUGCGCAAAGGCCGUCUCUGAUAGUCUCUGAUAUCAUAUUCUAUAAGGCUGCUGACAUUGCUUUUGCGCGCUACGGUGAUCACUGGAGGCAGAUGCGGAAACUCUGUGUAUUAGAGCUGCUUAGUAUGAAACGUGUGCAAUUAUUCCGACCUGUCAGGGAAGAAGAAGUAUCCAAUCUCAUCGCUCGCAUUUCAUCCAGCGCAGGAUCUGCUGUCAAUCUUACCAAAAUGUUAACUAUACUAUCAUGCACUCUCAUUUCGAGAGCAGCCUUUGGCAAAAAAUGCACUGUCCAAGAACAAUUCAUUCCACUCUCUACCAAAGUUAUAGAUCAAAUUGCAGGCUUUAAUAUUGCUGACUUGUUCCCCUCUGUCAAAUUCCUCGAUUUCAUUACAGGAAAUCGGUAUAGACUCAACAAACUGCACAAACAAAUUGAUGCCGUGCUUAACACCAUAAUCGACCAGCAUAAGAAUUUCAGGGCCUCGUCUACAGUUGAACCCGAGGAUGAAGAUCUCGUCCAUGUUUUGUUAAAUUUACAAGAGCACGGAAAGCUUGAAAUGCCAAUAACAACGGACAUUAUCAAAGCUGUUAUACUGGAUAUGUUCCUUGCAGCGGUUGAUUCAUCGGCUGUAACUGUCGAAUGGGCGAUGUCAGAAUUGAUUAAGAAUCCUAAACUAAUGCAAAAAGCGCAAGCAGAGGUACGACAAGUUUUCGGAGAAAAGGGAAUAGUUGAAGAAACAGAUUUCGAUAAUUUAAAGUAUUUAAAGCUUGUUAUCAAAGAAACAUUAAGAUUACAUCCCCCGGGUCCAUUACUGCCUCCCAGAGAAACAAACGACGAUGUCCAAAUCAAUGGAUAUGACAUACCAGCCAAGAGUAGAGUGUUAGUAAACAUAUGGGCUAUUGCAACGGAUCCUAAAUAUUGGAUUGAACCUGAAAAGUUUCUACCCGAGAGAUUUAGCGACGGUCGAGUGGACUUUAGGGGAAAUAGCUUUGAAUAUCUACCCUUUGGUGGUGGAAGAAGGAUAUGUCCAGGUAUGAACUUUGCCUUGGCUAAUGUGGAGCUUGUACUUGCACAAUUACUCUUCAACUUUGAUUGGGACCUCCCCAAUGGUUUCGACAAACAACAACUCGACAUGACAGAGAAGUUCCGCACUUCAACUGUCAGGAAAUAUGAUCUAUGCGUGAUUCCCAUUCCGCGCGCACCAUAUAUGACCUAAACUAUCUUCUACUUUCAAAUAAUGUGCAUUCCUGCAUUUCAUCUAUUGAUUGGAGAUCAUAAGCUUUAUGUUUAUUAGACGUUUUAGAGAAAAAAUUAUGCGUAUUCAAUGAUUAGUCAAUGUAGAAACUAAUUCAGACCUAAAAUAAAUAAAUAAUACUUAGUUUGUUUUA